AUGGCGAAGGGUAUGGAAUCGCUGCAAGCGGAAGUGACAACGCUGAAGGAGGAAAACGCCGAGCUACGCCGGACGCGAGGUGAAGCGCGUCAGACGUCGCCUGUGGACGAAGGCGAGGGCAACAGCCAAGUGAUGGGCAAUCCUCUGGACGAGCUCACACGUGACUUCGAAGAAGAAGAUAGGCAGCGAGCGGCAGCAGCACCAGUUGCAGUCACGACGAUCAAAAUCAAGCCCGUCAACCCGCCCCCGUUUAAUCCUACGGACAAGACGACUACAGUGAAGGGGUGGCUGUUCGGGGUUGAAGUCUUCUUCACUGCAGCCGGAGUUAAUGACGAUGCCACGCGCAUUAAUUACGCAGUCUCGCUUCUUCGAGGUGCAGCACUUGAAUGGUGGCGCCGGACCUUGGAAACAGGGACGUCGACAGGUGUGACACAUGCGGCAGACGGGACCUCUACAGUGGUUAAUCAAGUUGCAGAACCGAUCUUCGGUGUGACCAAGAUACGCACAUGGAAGGAGUGGGGCGCAGCCUUACGGAAUCGCUUCGAGCACGUAUCCGCCUCGGAGCAAGCUCGCAUGAAGCUGCGUGCAUGGUCGCAGAUGGGAUCUGUCCAAGACUACACGGCGUCAUUUAUGGGCUUCGCCGACCAAAUCGAUGACAUGUCGGAAGCUGAGCGGUUGGAUAAAUACGUGAGCGGCCUUAAGUACGAGAUACAGUUCGAAGUUCGCCGCAGCCGCCCGACAUCGUUCCUCGAAGCAGUACGCGUGGCAGAGUCAACGGAUGCGCUGAUGCAGUACGCGAGAACAGCUUCCAGGGAUGGGAGAGGUUUUCGUGGCCAGACCCAUCGGGCCACAAUCAACGCCGUCCAUACACCCGACCGCCCUCCUAAGGGUCAGUGUUUCCGGUGUGGGAAGGUGGGUCACUGGAAGAACGAAUGCAAGGAGAAAAUGCCGCUGACAGAGAACGACAGGAAGGAGCAGGGAAAUGGGAAGAGUCACCUCUUCAACUUGGCGAGCGCAAAAAAAUGCAACAUGCAACUUGACAGGUGUCUGCCCGAAAUCGACGCACGACUCGUGGAUGGGACGCCUCUGGCGAUAACGGAAGAAACACGGACGGUGCGGAUCGAGUGCGGCGAAGAUUUCGGCUUCAGCAUGAAGUUCCUCGCGACGACGCUGGAUGGCUGCGACGUGCUGCUGGGACGCGAUUGGCUGCGACGACACAACCCCGUCAUCGACUGGACAACGGGAGCGUGCUGCGUCAGCAAGCACGAGGGGCUAAUUAAGUUGCCUGCAUGGACACCUGACUACAUACAAGCCCCGUGCGUCAAAGCCAUCACCAUCGCCCACCACUUCAACAGGGGUGCGCAGCUGUUCGCCGUCUGCUUGCGCGAGUUGGCAGUCGACACCGACGGAAAGGACAUCGAAAAGCUGUGUGCAGCUGUUCCUCCGGAUUUAGCGGAGCUAAUUCGACGGUACCCCGACAUUUUCCCGGACGAUUUGCCACCUGGGCUGCCACCCGAAAGACCCGAAGACCAUAAAAUCCAGCUGGAACCUGGCGCGCAACCUACUGUUCGGACACAGUGGCGGUUGACCCAGCCGGAACUCGAGGAACUACGCCGACAAAUUGUUGCACUGUUGGAGAAAGGCUUCAUUCGGCCGAGCACCUCCCCGUUCGCGGCACCGAUUCUGUUCACUCCAAAGAAGGACGGCGGGCUUCGCAUGUGCAUCGAUUAUCGCGCGUUGAACCGAGUGACCGUCAAAUCUCGCUACCCAAUCCCACGCACCGACGACCUUCUCGAUCAACUUCGCGGCGCUCGCUACUUCUCGAAAAUCGACUUACGUGGCGGUUACCACCAGAUUCGGGUCUUCGCCGACGACUGUCACAAGAUCGUGUUUCGUACACGCUACGGGAGUUACGAAUUUACAGUGAUGCCUUUCGGCCUCACGAACGCGCCUUCGACAUUCCAACUGACCAUGAACAGGGUUUUUCGCGAUCUUCUAGACCGAUGUGUCAUCGUCUAUUUGGACGAUAUCCUGAUUUUUAGCAAGACACGGGAGCAGCAUCUCCGCGACCUGGACGCAGUAUUUAAACGGUUGCAGGAGAACCGCCUCAUCACCAAGGGCUCUAAGUGCGAGUUUUUUAAGCAGGAGUUGGAGUUUUUAGGGCACGUCAUCUCCCGCGACGGCAUCAAAAUCGACCCGGCGAAGAUUAAAACCAUACAGGAGUGGAAGGCCCCGACUAAUGUCACGGAGCUCCAGAGUUUUUUGGGGUUCGUGAAUUACGUCCGGCGGUUUAUCCCGAAUAUGGCGGGGAUAACCGGCCCGCUGACCGACCUGCUGCACAAGGACAAGAAUUUCGUGUGGGGGGAGGCAGCAGAGGCGGCUUUCCAGGAGCUCAAGAAUUUUCUCGUUUCCCCUCCUGUGCUGCGCAUCGCCGACCCAUCGAAGCCGUUCGAAGUCGUAACCGACGCCUCUGAUUUCGCCAUCGGAGCAGUGCUUCUCCAGGAUUUCGGGAACGGGCUGCAGCCGAUCGCCUACGAAUCACGCAAGCUGCAAGCUGCCGAACGCAACUACCCGAUCCACGACAAGGAGAUGCUCGCCAUAAUCCACGCGUUUAAACUGUGGCGAUGCUACCUGGUGGGCGCCGACGUCACUGUGCGCACGGACCACAAGUCCCUACAGUACCUGCGAGCUCAACCGAACCUCAACCCGCGACAAAUUCGGUGGCUGGAUUACAUGGAAAGCCACUUCACCUACCGCAUCACGUACAAGAAAGGGGCGAAUAACAUCGCCGACGCCCUGACCAGACCGACCGUACAAUCCGCUGCUGUACUGAUCACCCAUUCGAACCCGCUACUUACAGGACUAUUCACCCACGGCUACACUACGGACCCGUUCUUCACGACAGGAAAUCAUCAGCAGGCCACGACGCAGAAGGGGGAUUAUUACCUAAAAGCCGGCACCGACAGGAUUUGGGUCCCCGCUUACCGGCUGCUGCGUGAACUCCUCAUCCAGGAGGUCCACGAUUCGAACUACUCCGGACACUUCGGGCCAUGA
Closterium sp. Yama58-4 is the source of this 3054-nucleotide messenger RNA. Lineage: Eukaryota; Viridiplantae; Streptophyta; Zygnematophyceae; Desmidiales; Closteriaceae. The record is from the annotation of a GenBank genome assembly.